AUGCUAAGCUCCCCCCUCCAGCUCUGCUCUCCCGCCGGUUCCAGCCCGAGUCACCGUGCCUUUCUCUCGGGCCCCUCUCCUCCCCCGCACGCCCUCGCGUUCAUGCCGGCGAGACUCGUGUCCCUCUCCACCUCGCCGUGCUCGUCUCUCGCUGCCGCUGCCUCUCUGGCGACGGUUCCCAUGCUUCUCCCCUUCCUUGCUACCGACGAUCUCCGGGCGAGCGCCUGUCUCCGCCGCCUUCUCUUCCCCGCUGCUGCCGGACGAGAGGCGAGGGGAAUCCGCCGCUCACCCUCCUCUCCCAUUGCGCUUGCGGGCCAGACGUCCGUGCCUCCCCGCCGCGCCCCUCUUGCCGCUGGCCGCGCCUCUCUGAUGAGCUGGGCCCCUCCUCGCGUCCUUCUUCCCGCCGCCAGUGGUGGCUGGCUGCGCGUGGCUCGCCCUCCCAUCCUCCCUUGUGCAUCAGCUGCCUGUCCGGCGAUCGUGCGCCGUCUUCGCCCCAGCCCCCUUGUGCCUGGCGCCAGUCGAUGCCGGCAUGCACGCCCCAGUCCCGCCGCUCCUGCUGACGCGACCUCUCCGCGUAAUGCUCCUCCUGGCGGCUUGCGUCACGGCCGCGUGAUUCCAACCGUCCCGACCGCGAUCCUUCCGCCCCUGCCUGGCUUGCGCCCCCGGCAACGUCCGCCUCUUUAG
Messenger RNA from Closterium sp. NIES-65, 684 nucleotides. Lineage: Eukaryota; Viridiplantae; Streptophyta; Zygnematophyceae; Desmidiales; Closteriaceae. The record is from the annotation of a GenBank genome assembly.